AUGGCUCUUGGUUUUGAGAAAUUGACAGAGAAGAUGAAGCACUCGUCGAAGGAAGAGCACUCGGACGACAGAGAAAGCGGUAGUCACGGACACCACGAAGGCAAGACAGAAGCUCCUGUCAGCCCUGUACUAAUUGAUCGACCUGGUGCCUCUGACACGAGCAAACUCGAUGGAAAAGGAUUACAAGUCACUAUAGUCGCAAGCCACUGGUACGGGAAGGUGGUUCACUCGCUUGUGGAUGCAUGCUCGAAAGAGCUACUGGCGAAAGGGGUAGAGGAAGAUUCUCUACACCUCGUGGAGGUCGCGGGUGCGUUCGAGUUACCUUUCGCGGCUGCUCGCCUGAUCGACUGCAAGGAUAAGAGCCGCCGGCCGGACGCCGUGAUCUGCAUUGGGUGUAUGGUUCAAGACUCUACGCACAUGUGCGAGAUGAUGAGUCAAGCCGUGGCACACGGAAUCAUGCAAUUGAAUGUGACGUCGGAUACGCCCGUCAUUUUUGGCGUGCUCAGCUGUGCCAGCGAGUCGCAAGCUCAGUCGUGUACGAAGAUGCAAUCAUGCUGCGGUAUCGACGAGAGCCACAAGUGCAACCACGGCGUGUCGUGGGCACAGUCGGCUUUGCAAAUGGCACAUCUAAAGCGUUGUAGCUCGGCAAAGGAGAUGGAGCGUUGCUGCUGCACACGCUGCGUAGGCCGUGGCAGUGGCAGUGGAAAGAGUGGUGAGCGUAAGUCCGAGAAGCACGAGUCUAGCAAGCACGAAUCGUGUGCGUCUUGCAAGUCAUCGCCAGACGAUUGCUCGUGCAAGGACUGCAAAUGCUUUCCGUGCUGCGCUAAGCGCGAGGCGUGUCGUGGUUGCGGCUGCCCACCAGACAAGUGCUCAUGCCAUGAAUGUGAUUGCUCUGCUGGUAGCACCAAGAAGACGGGAGCUGUAAAGGCGUUGUCAAGUGAGCAUGGUACUAAGCAGGAGGCCAUGAAAAACUUGUCAACCGAGCGCGCCGGUCAUGAGGAAAGUUCGUCAAAAAGUGAUCGAAGCUCGGUCAGAUGUGUCCGUUGUGGCAGCCAAGUAGACGACUGCAAGUGUGGUUUGUUGCAUUAA
Molecule: messenger RNA, 1089 nt
Organism: Peronospora farinosa
Lineage: Eukaryota; Oomycota; Peronosporomycetes; Peronosporales; Peronosporaceae
Source: the annotation of a GenBank genome assembly